AUGGCUUCUCUUAAUAGUGGCUCUGUGAGAUCGCUAUAUCCAAAAGGGCCAAGUUUUACAUUGGAGAACUUUUCAAAUAAGGACUUCAUCGUGCGAGAUUUUGUGGAAGAGUUGUCCGAAAGUGCAAUCCCGAUAAAUAGGCGUUCUGGACCAGCUCAACCUGCUUUCGAUCCAAAGCCAUUCAUAAGGACAUUCGAAAAUGCAUUACAACAACUUGCAACACUCUCAGACGAUUUAGAGGAAAAGGAAACGGACCUCCUCACAUCUGUUCGACGGGCUGAGGUACAACAUGAUCAAACAUUAGAUACUUUAGGGCGCAAACUGGAUGAGUCAAUUGACUCUUUUGAAUCGCUCGAUAUAGCACUCAACAAUCCUACUGGUACGAAUGGCGCAAAUACGGAUCGUUAUGGUCGGCCGGAGGCGGGGGGUAAUAUUGCGGUCCAAAUUGGAGAAAGGCUGGAGGACCUAGAUAAGCAGAGACGACGUGCGAUGGAUGCCAACUUUUUAAUACAAUGCUGGAUAGAAGUUAGCGAAAACGGAUCACUCAUAUCUUUAGAGGAUAUGAUUAGACGGCAAGGUGGAGGGGAAAACAAGGUUAGAUCUGCUGUCAUUGCCAGGCAGCUCAUGCGCAUGAGCCAGAGACUGGAUCCGGCAUCUUGGGCCAAUGGUUCGAAAAAGGUCAACGGAGUUACCAAUGGUGUUGUUGGACACAAAGGUCAUAAUACGAGGGAAAUUAUAGAGAAGUUCUCGGAGACUUUGGAAAAAGACCUGUUGAAACAGUUUGAUAACAGUUAUCGACGGCAGAACUUCGACGAUAUGCUCGAGUGUGCAAAGGUCCUACAUGACUUCAACGGUGGAUCUAGUGUCAUUGGUACAUUUGUUAAUCAGCAUCAAUUCUUCAUCGACAGAAGUCAACUCAUUGCAGAAGAAGUUACAACCGACAAUGAGACAUGGGAAAUUUUGGCCGACCCUGACUCUGAACCUCCGGGAGUCGAACCUAGCUUGCAGUCACUUAUUGACGAAAUCAGAGCUGUCAUGCAAGAGGAAUCUUUCAUUAUUAAGCGGGCGUUUCCAUUCUAUGAGGUUGUCCUCAUCAAAUUUAUCCAACGCAUAUUUCAGCAAUCUAUUCAGCAGCGUCUAGAGAUGGUUCUUGAAAAGGCGGAUACUAUUUCUUCUCUAGCCUUCCUCAGGUCACUACAUGCCUCGAGGACUUAUAUUAAUAGCUUAAUCGAAGACCUUAAAGCACAUGGUCUCACGGAGCAUCCCGAACCUUGUACAGCUCAAACCGCACAAAGUCUAGAUCAGCAAUUAGAUGAAUUAUUCGUCCCAUAUCUGGUUGGGAAUUCGUACAUUGAUCGAGAGAGGAAAAGUCUUGAAGAACUCUUUUCUUCAUUACUCUUCAAGUUCACUAUCUACCACUCACGGCGAAAGAAGGUUCCAACAGGUUUUAUGGCUUCUUUGGCCCAACAGGGUAGUCAACUUUUAUCGUCGGCGAAGGAUGCGUACAUCGAUCGUCUUGACUCAUCGGAGCUUACCCCCACUCAGAAGGCUAUGAUGUUACGUGUUGCUGGACUUAGGGAUCUUGAUAAUAAUAAGAACGAGAUUGAAGUUACAGACGAAGACGGUGUGAUCAGUGUCGCAAAUGCUAAACGUAUGCUUAAGUGGCUUGCAGAAGGUGUGCGCCGAGCUUUGGAGAUGGGAAGUGGAAGUGACACACCUAAAGAUGUCUCAGCUCUUCUGAAUCUCCUACUGAGUAGCAUGGGUGAGGUGUAUAUCGAAACAGCUCUUGAGGCUGCUGCCGAUCAAGCUGCCGCUCAAGAGAACGUCAAGACUGAGCCUGAUUUGGCCUACCUUCCUUCGGUGCAGCCGGCUGUCAUCAUCACAAACGUUAUGUCACGCUUCAUCAAUACAGUACUCAUACGACUUGCAGAAUCAAAUACCACAGUUCGACGUGCAAUGGAGUCACAAACCAAAACAAGUGUGGAGAGAAUUGAAAAGAAGGCCAAUGAUAUCAUGCGCAGUACCAUUACAGUGGUACUGAACUGGAUGACAAGGUUGUUGGCAAAUCAGAAGAAAACAGAUUUUCGACCGAAGGAUAGUGAUCUUGGAUCGAUUGAAACUUUACAAACUGCGACCUGUCUAGCUAUUUGCAACCUCCUCCAGCGUGUGGCUAAACUCGCCGCGCAAGCUGUCGAUGGACAAAACCUUGAGGCGUUCAGCUGUGAUCUCGCGAUCAGCAUUCGAGACAUGCUAUUCGAACACUUCAAAAAGUUUCAAGUGAAUGCCACUGGUGCUUUGAUGGUUACAAAAGACAUUUCAAGCUAUGUGUCCGCUCUGAAAGACUGGCCAUUAACGAAAGAUAUCACUAGUGAAGUUGAGGUCCUCAUCGACAUUGGUAAUUUGUUCAUCGUUGGGGCAGAAGCUCUCAAAGAAAAAUCGAGAGCUGUACUUGCUAGUGGGGCCAGCAAGAAGUUGCAAAAGGCAGACUUCAAAGCUUUUGUAUUGAAGAGAGACGAUUCAGGAAGCGUGGGAGUUCAAAGUGUGCUUGCAGGAUUAUGA
Molecule: messenger RNA, 2559 nt
Organism: Sclerotinia borealis F-4128
Lineage: Eukaryota; Fungi; Ascomycota; Leotiomycetes; Helotiales; Sclerotiniaceae
Source: the annotation of a GenBank genome assembly